AAUAAGGUUCUACAUUAGUAGAGAAUUGGACAAGGGAGACAGACAAGACGAGGGGGGAGAGAGCAAGGGGAUGUUGACUUACCCCUGUGACUCACUCCCUCAGAUAGUUUGUCCAAUGGAUGAAGAUGCUAUUUCCCAAAAUCCUUUCUCUAGUGCAUCCUCCCACAGUGAACCUCCAUCACCUCUCCUCACCCUUUCCUCCAUCACUCCCAGCUAUGGGAAUGAAACACCUGGUGGCAGAAGGAGCGGCCGUAUUCAAGGGAGAGGGCAGAGUUGUAACAAGCAGAGCCAUGCAGACACUGAAAAACAGAAUCCGUCCCCUCCAAAAGCAGAAAAGAGGAGUGGGGUCAUGGUGCAGCUGCCCCCACCCAAGCAGCAGAGAACUGAAUUCACACAGAUACGCAAAGAAGAAAAAAAGGAUGAAUUUUAUUUUAAUGUUGCUGCUGAGGACCCACUUCAGCAAAAGGACCCGGAUACACCGACGAGGAAGAUAAAUGUCUUGCCUAAAGAAAGUGUGUCAGAAAAUACCGCACAGAGUUCUGAGCUUCAGAGAUCUGACGUGGACGUGUCUUGGGGUUCGGCUGUUGAAGAGACGAGUAGUGAAUCUGUUCCAAAGGGAUGGGUAAUUGGGCCAUUGUUUCAGUCCUUCAAGUCCAAAAUGGCCAGUUUCACUGAGAUUGUAAUGAGUCCUGUGAAACUAUUCAGACUGAGCACUCCUCUGCCGUCUGUGGAUCAUCCACUCCACGCAAACAAGACUGAGCUUCAGGAUGAUAGAACUCCAAAUGUGCAAAGCAGAAUGCCUCAUGCAGAAGGUCAGCAUGAGGAUGAGGAUGUUGAAGGUGUUCAACCCCAAUGCUCUUCUCAAACAAGAGAUCAUUUUAACAAUGCUCCUCGAUUAGUGUGUGGCAAGGAAUUGCCAACAUGCAUCUCUGGACAGACGGCUGAAUGUGAAAUAAGCUGGAAGGGAAACGAGCCGUCUGAAUCUGUGGCCUUUGAGACUUCUCCAUUGCCCCGCAGUUAUUCUGAGCAAACAUCAGGUUGUGUUAGGUCUGUUGGUAUGAUCUCCUCUCUGCCGAUAAAGAUAUCUGCCACUGCAAGUGCCUCGUGUGAGUCCAGGCUGAAGGUGUCAUGUAUUCUGGAGGAUCACAAGGGGAAGUUGACCUCACAGCUGAAGUCGCUGCCUGAAGAUCAUUGUGUAGACCGAUCUGAAGUAAGAAAGGAGGAAUGUGACCCAGAGGACAGCAGAGAGCAUGUUUUUCACAUGAAUUCUUUAAAACCAAGUAAAUUUGACUUGGUUAGUGAGAACACUGCUUCAUCAGUCUUUUGUGACAACAAUGACACAGUUUGUCUUCAGGCUGGGAGGAAGGAUGGUGACCGGUCUGACCUAGAUGAUGUUCUGGAUGACUGUGCUCAUGAAAGGAUACUGAAGCCCAUCUUGGGCACUCAAGACUGUGAGCAAAACCUUGAAACCUACCCAGCUGCAAGUCUGGGGAGCGCAAAGAGGAGGCUGAACAUGAGCUCACAUCCUCAAGACUUGGUAAAGAGAAAACGAAUGACAGCAGGUCUAAAAAUAGAAGAUAAUCGAAAUUGUCAUUCAUUAAGUAGUGGCAGUUUAAGAGUGCUGAGACCAUCAAGAAAAGAAAUGUCAGCAAACCCUAUCAUCGACAGGAAAGUAAUGCAGGAGACAAAUAAGAAAGGACAAGCCGCUCAGAGAAAUGUAAAUAAGAGAGGCAGAAGUCGUGUUUAUGAAGAAGGGGUAACUACGCGGACUGAGAGUUCCUCUGCUGGUCUGCUGGGUUGUUCAUUGGAUAAGAGUCGUGAGCGAUCAGAGAACAACCAACAGGGUAGCAGGAGGAAAUCCAAGACCAGCACUUCAUGCGCAGCACUGAAGGAGAGACCCGGUCUCUGUAAACCCGACAUAAAGGGUACGGCUCUCACUUCGACAAAACUGGUUCAGGACAAGGACUUAUCCCAGGUUGUUUCUCACGUCAGUCCUCUUCGGAGCACAAACAAGUUCCAGAAUCUGAAGAAAAUCCCACUGCCACUGAAGCAGAAGUCACAAAACCAAGCAGGUUCCUCUCUGUUUUCAGCAGCUUCUGUUUCAUCAGCAGCAUCGAUGGAGCCGCUGGAACUCACUGCCGCCGACUUAAACAGCACUGAGGACAUUGAUAGACGGGACAGUUGGAAAACAGAGUUGAGCAAGCCAUCCAAGAGGCCAAAAAAGGAGUGUAGAGGUGCCGAAAAAUCAAUCAUGUCAGGUGAUACUCACGAAACAAAGCACCACGUAACUAACUGUUACGUUGCUAUCAGGAAAUGUUGGUCUAUAGAAUGCAAAGAUAAAAACUCAGUCGAUCCUUUCUAUCAGAAAAGGACUCCAGUUGCACAAAGUCCGUCACCUCGCUGGCCUUGCCUGAACUCUCACACAAAAAUAAAUAAUGAUUUCAAGUGCACUAUGGGUGGGAAAGUAAGGACUAUUUCCUCACUUUCAGAUCAGGUAUUUCACACAGAUGCUGAAGCCAGCAAAUGUACUCAGGACCUAACUUCUGGUUUUGGCGACACAGAAGACAAAUCUCAUACUCAUGCAGGCAGCUUCAUUGUGUCUGGGCUACGGCCAAGUCUGAGAUGGACGAACAGUAAGAUACAUGUGUCAGACUGCCAAAAGAGAAGGUGCAGGGUUUUGCGUAAUAAACAUCCUGAUGAAGAUGUGACAAAUUCUGUCACACGGGAAGGAAUGUCUUCCUCAGAAAACGCCAGCAUAUCUAAGCACCUGUUGCGCAGUUACUCUUGCCCAGAGUUCCCCUCCCUCCGCUCCCAUGACACACCCUGGAUGACCCCUCUGCAUUCACCGCAUCACAGGAGUCACACCUCAUACCAACAUCCAUAUUCCCCAAAUCCCUUCAGCCUUCAGUCUCGCAAAGACCUGCAGCGAACCCGGCGGCACACAGUCUGCAGCGUGGAAGUGGAGCGCGAAAUCGCGCCUCUGUGCCUUCGUAAGGAGGUGUACCCAAUCAGAAAAUCUGCCUUGUAUGACAGAGUCACUGCACUUUCUCCCAGCACUUCAUUUUCAACUCUUGUUUCUUGUUUCCUUUCGAGCUCUCUGGCUUUCCUUUCAAAGAAGCACAACGGCAGAGGAGCGGCUGCCGGUGCCAACACUUGCAGUUGCAUUUCCUCUCCCCUCUCGUCCUCUUCUGCUUCUCCACCAAGCUCCUCCACAUGGCACCUUCCUGGUUUUCUCCCAAAAGCUGACCUGUCCGGUGCUACUUUGGCCUCCAAUAACAGUGUAAAUAUCUUGGAGUGUGAGACUGAGAGAAGACCACAGACUGAAGACGAGGAUGAUAGUGAGAACACAAACUUCUCUGGUCAGGAGUUUGAAAAUGUGGGUUUGAGAGAGGAAAAGGCUCUGUCCGAUUCUGAAAUUAAGGUGGUGAGGAAGCAUGAGGAACGAGGGAAGGUGUCAUCUAUAAGGAUUCGAAAAACGUUACCCAAACCCCAGAACAACCUCACACCUAUGGGACUGCCUCGACCCAUUAGGGUGAAAAAGAAGGAGUUUAGCUUGGAGGAAAUUUACACCAAUAAGAAUUUCAGCAAACCUCCAGAAAGUCGGCUGGAGACGAUAUUUGAAGUUCCUCUCAGUCGCCGGAACGGCUCUGAGUCUUUUUUUGGCCAGAAGAGAGUGAAAAGGUUUCUGGAGUUUCUUGAGGUCGGUGAGGUCAGGAAACCAAAGAAGCCACUUGUUGGCAUCCCAAAGGUGGGAAUUACCACCUCCAGGACAAGACGCGGGGGCUGCAACAACCCAAAGGAUGACCCGACCAUCAGCCUGCAUGACGUGGACUCGCUUCUCUGUGCCAAACUGGAACAGCUGAAUUUGUGGUUAAUACAUGACCAGAAAGGCAAAUAGAUUUAAGUGUUGACUGUUAAAAAAAAAAAAAAGAAAAAAAAAAAAAGACAUCUACAUUUUUCAGUGUCACGCA
Molecule: messenger RNA, 3971 nt
Organism: Thalassophryne amazonica
Lineage: Eukaryota; Metazoa; Chordata; Actinopteri; Batrachoidiformes; Batrachoididae
Gene: prr14
Product: proline rich 14
Exons: 10
Coding region: 71-3898 (1275 amino acids)
Source: RefSeq, a predicted model, not a curated record